Messenger RNA from Cydia pomonella (codling moth), 7653 nucleotides. RefSeq lists its product as uncharacterized. Lineage: Eukaryota; Metazoa; Arthropoda; Insecta; Lepidoptera; Tortricidae. The record is from RefSeq and is a predicted model, not a curated record. The transcript has 12 exons. Bases 373 to 7557 code for a protein of 2394 amino acids.
CAAUUUUUUUUUAAAUUUGCCGCUUUUUUCUCCUGACGGAAAUGGCUUGACAGAGUAUAGGAUUUAUUUAUGUCAAUCAAAUGAAAUUGCCAAUACUUGGAAAUCACAGCAAAAUUGGUAUAGAAACCUUUUUAUUGAAAUAGCCGCUUAGAAGAAACAUUCGAACUUCAUAUUUCAAAACUGUCAUGAAAUGAAGCUAAAUUACUAACUGAAAUUCCAAAUUUUUAUUGUUAUACAUAUUUAUUUACAGUUUUUAAUUAACAUGCCCGUUCCUCAUCACGACGCGUGGCAGGGCUGUACUAAGCCCGAAGUGUGCGCUUCUUCGUUGCGGCUUAUGAAGAUGACCCACAUUCCUCUGCCCCCUCAACAAUAAUGGAGGGUGGUGGCGAGGGCGUGGUAGCGGUGGUCAGCUGGCUUUCGGACGCGGGACUAGCCUUUAGUCUUGUCAGCAGCUCUCUACAAUGCCGACCUCCGGAAAAGCUAACGGCACCGCGGGCGUCUCGCAACCCCUCAAACGCAGUAGCAUCACAGACCGUCUCCGAGCACAAUUAUAAACGUCGACACCUAUCUCCAGACCCGUAUGCUAGCACCUAUCAGGUAUCCCACUGCGGCGUGGACACCCGGUCCUUUGCUUGUACGCACACAGAAUUUCCGCCACAGAGGAAGAAACCAUCAUCAGAAUUUGGCAAUUUUGAGGUGGGCUAUAUCAAUCGAUGUAACUCCCCUGCACGCAGUGACAUCCAUAGCUACCGAAGAAAAUUGGAUACACUUGGAAGCAGAGGAUGCCAGUUCAGGCCGCAGCAGGAGCGCGACGUAGAUGCGUUCGUGAGCUCGCUCAGGAAGUACCCGAGCGUGACCGAACAUUCGCCGUCUGCUCAACUGCUGCAACAACUCCUCAAAACUUCACGAAAUCACUCCCCAAAACAAUCCCAUGCCCCAGCACCCUCAAAGAAGCGCCGUCACUAUUGGGACAAACCGCGACCCUUCGCGUCACUCAAUCCUUAUUCCAAUAAACAGAAAGAAAGUUACAGAAGAUCACGCAAGAAGAAACACACCAACACAGAUGUUGAUUCAAAGGAGAAGGAAUGUUCUCUGCGAGGUGGACUUGUAAGUGUAACCGCCUUCGACUACUUGAACAGCGGGGCCCGAUCGUCAGCAAGGAACUUAAAUAAGAGAAUAGAAAAUACUAUUUUCAAGAAUGUUUUUAGAGAGAAGAACCGGGACAAAGGAACACCCGUGACUGCCUUUCCAGUUUGUCCGAUGCUUCAGAGCAGAUAUGAGAAGCAUUUAAAGAAAUACCAUGCGGGGACCUCUAAAAUCCCUCACGUGGACUUGGGGGAACUGCAGACGUGUAGCAAAUGCUUGCAAAAGCGGCCAUGUCCCUGCGAAGCUGCUAAACGCAUCCGUCGGAUUGUAGAUAAAGAUGUUGAAGAAAUAAGACAAUUUGAAGACGCCAUCUUUUCCUGGCUUAAAGAUAUACCUGUAUAUCCAAAUGAAAACCCACAGGACAAAUUUAUUAGAGACGCCAUUGUCAAAAAAUUAGCAGAAACUCUUAGUAAACUCAAUGGUGCAGACUUCGCUAUAGAGGGGAAAGAAGAAAUUAAACGCGCUUUGGAUAAAAUGCCGAUGUGGUACCCGAAAGGAGAAAAAGAACGAGAGAAUUUUAAAAAUGAUAUUAUUGACAAUUUGUUAGAGAAAAUAAAAGGCGUUCAAGAAAUGAAAAUGUUUAAUCAGGCUACACAAGACUUUUUUGAUGACAUAAAGUUUGGAAAGGAAGUCGAUGCAGAACAAGCAUUAGAUGAUAUUAUUAGAGAAUUAAAUAAAAUAGCGCUUAAUAGACCAGAAAAUAAUAAUGUAUACAGAGAUCUAUUAAAAAUGAAAGCGUUUGAACUACUGGAUGGACUUAAUAUUAAAAGUAGCGGAAAUAAAUACGAAUAUUUGAAUAAAUUGUCUGACGAGCUUGCAGAUCGUUUAUUAAAUGUAUCUAUUAAAUCCCAAGAUGCAGAACAGAAAAGUUACUUGGAUAACGCUAUCAGAAACAUGCUUGAUGAAACCAAUGUUCGUAUCAAAGAUAGAGAUAAUGUUGAGGAAAAGUUGCACGCUAUUAUCGCUGAUGUUAUUGCACAAAAUAUUGAUAAAGAUGAGGCUGAAAUGCAUAUAAAAAGUUUACUAGAAGGAAAAGUUCCAGAGAGUGAAAUCGAAAAUAUCACUAAUAAGACACUUACAUUGGCAGACACGAGUCAAGAUGUAAUACAGAUAGAUCCGGACACCACAGAAAGUAUACUUGACGACAUACGUGAUAUUCUUGAUGACUCCGAAGCACAGAUCAGGAACAGAGAUCAAACUGAAGAAAGUUUACGUAAGCUUGUGUGUGAUAUAGCCACAAAAGGCAUAAAUGAAGAUAAAGCUGAAACACAAAUUAAAUCUUUACUCAAAGGCAAAGUGUCGGAUAAUCAACUCAAAAAUAUUACUGAUCGAGUACUAGAAUUGGCUAUUGAAGCAAAACAAAGUCUAUUUCAACCGAUAGAUCAGGAAACUAAACGGAUUAUAAACGAAGACAUACGUGAUAUACUUGAACACUCUGAUGCGAAUAUAAAGAACAAAGAUAAAGUUACAGAUAAUUUGAAUAAACUUGUAUCUGAUGUAAUCACAAAGGGUAUGAGUAAAGAAAAGGCAAGCUCUGAAAUAAAAUCUAUACUUAAAGGAAAUGUCCCAAAACAUAAACUAGAAGAUAUUACUAAGCAGGUACUAGAAUUGGCUGAACGAACGAAAGAAAUAGAAAAAGACACGAAAACAAUAAAAAGAGAUAUACAAGACAUCCUUGAUCUUUCCAACGUUCAAAUUAAGAAUAGAGUGAAAGUAGAGGAAAAUUUAAGUCAGCUCGUAUCAGAUAUAACCACAAAGGGCAUAGAAGAAGAUAAAGCAAAGAGUAAAAUAAAAUCUUUACUCAAAGGAAAAGUUCCGGACAAUAAACUCCAAGAGAUUACUGAACAGGUACUAAUAUUGGCUGAUCGGAUGAAACCGAUUGAUAAUGAAACAAAACAAGUAAUAAAAAGAGACGUACAAGACAUCCUUUCUGAUGCUCAAAUCAAGAACAAGGAAAAAGUAGAAGAAAAUUUAAGUAAGCUUGUAGCAAAUAUUACCAAAAAAGAUAUAGAUCAAGACCAAGCUGAAACACAAAUUAAAGCCAUUCUCAAAGGAAAAGUAUCGGAAGAUACGCUAAAUGAUAUUACUGAACAAACACUAAAGUUAGUAGAUCGGGUAAAACCGUUAGAUAGUGAAACAAAACAAAUCAUUAAAGGAGAUAUACAGGAUAUUCUUGACCUGUCCAACGUGCAAACUAAGAAUAGAGGGAAAGUAGAAGAAAAUUUAAGUAAUCUAGUAGCUGAUAUUACAACAAAAGGAAUGGGGGAAGAUAAAGCUAAAAGUCAAAUUAAAUCUAUACUCAAAGGAAAAGUAUCAGAAGAUAAACUCGAAGAGAUUACUGAACAGGUAUUAACAUUGGCUAAUCAAGUGAAACCGCUUGAUAAUGAAACAAAACAAGUAAUAAAAAGAGACGUACAAGACAUCCUGUCUGAUACUCAAAUCAAGAACAAGGGAAAAGUAGAAGAACAUUUAAGGAAGCUUGUAGCAAAUAUUACCACGAAAGAUAUAGAUCAAGACCAAGCUGAAACACAAAUUAAAGCUUUUCUCAAAGGAAAGGUAUCUGAAGAUACGCUAGAUGAAAUUACUGAACAAACACUAAAAUUAGUUGAUCGGGUAAAACCGUUAGAUAAUGAAACAAAACAAAUCAUUAAAGGAGAUGUCCAGGAUAUUCUUGACCUGUCCAACGUACAAACUAAGAAUAGAGGGAAAGUAGAAGAAAAUUUAAAUAAGCUAGUAGCUGAUAUAACAGCAAAAGGAAUGGAGGAAGAUAAAGCGAAAACUCAAAUUAAAUCGAUACUCAAAGGAAAAGUAUCAGAAGAUAAACUCGAAGAGAUUACUGAACAGGUACUAACAUUGGCUAAUCGAGUGAAACCGAUUGAUAAUGAAACAAAACAAGUAAUAAAAAGAGAUGUACAAGACAUCCUGUCUGAUGCUCAAAUCAAGAACAAAGAAAAAGUAGAACAAAAUUUAAGUAAGCUUGUAGCAAGUAUUACUAAGAAAGAUAUAGAUCAAGACCAAGCUGAAACACAAAUUAAAGCUCUUCUCAAAGGAAAAGUAUCGGAAGGUACGCUAGAAGACAUUAUUGAGCAAACACUAAAAUUAGUUGAUCGGGUAAAACCGUUAGAUAGUGAAACAAAACAAGCUAUUAAAGGAGAUGUACAGGAUGUCCUUGACUUUUCCAAUAUUCAAAUUAAAAAUAGGGGAAAAGUAGAAGAAAUAUUAAGUAAACUAGUAGCUGAUAUAUCAAAAGGCAUGGAUAAAGACAAAGCUGAAACACAAAUUAAAUCUGCUCUUAAAGAUACAGUUCCGGAAAACAAACAGGAUGAAAUUAUUAAAAAGGUACUUGCAUUGGCCAUACAGAUGAAAACUAAAGUUAAAUCAAUAGAUCCGGAAACAAAACAAAAUAUAGAAAAACAGAUAAGUGAUAUCCUUUAUCAGUCAGAACCUGAUAUAAAGGACAAACGCAAAGUUGAAGAAAAAUUACGAAGUAUUGUAUCUGAUAUACUGAUGAAAAGAAUCGGUAGAGACAAAGCUAGACUGUCCAUUAAAAGUAUACUUAAAGGUAAAAUUCCGGAGGACAACAUAGAAAAUAUCAUCCUCAAGGUCUUAGAGUUAGCUAAACGUAUAGAGGAUAAUCUAAGUAUGCAGCAUUCUAAAUUAGAAGAAACCCUAAAAGAAGACAUAAGUGACAUCCUUGAUCGUACUAACGUCCGCAUUAAGAACAGAGACAAAGUUGAAGAACAUAUACAUAAUAUUGUAAGUGAUCUAGUUAUGCGUGGCUUGGACAAAAGUAAAGCUCAAGAUUACAUCUAUAGGACGCUCAAGGGAAAUGUAUCGGAUAGUCAGAUUGAAGAUAUCUCUAUGAAAAUACUUGCCCUGGCUGAGAAUCUAUCGCGAAGCUAUAGUGAAAACAGCGGCGGCCCGGUUGCUUCUUCAACUCAAAAUGAAGAAAAAAUAUUGUUUGAUCAGGUCUAUGAAGUUAUAAGAGAUUGGUUAAAGCAUCGCGAUAUCCAUUUAAGUGAUAAGAAAUUAAAUGAAGUAGCAGAAGCUAUAGCAAAUGAGACCUUAGACAGACGGAAGUAUUUGCAGCUUAAUCCAGGAGUAAAAAUCUCAGAAGCUAAGGAAUCGGAAAUAUUAAAGGAACAAAUUUAUAAGGUUUUGAACAAUUUAAUAGAUAAAAAAUCAGUUCAGUUAAUUAUGACAGAAGCUGAUGAUUUAAUGAAUUCUCUAAAACAAAUUCAUGCUCUUCAUGUAUCUAGGGAGUCUAGCAAAGGAUUGGUUCAGGAUAGCAUACAAUUUAUUCAAGAAAACUUAGAAGGUGCUUUACUAAAUUGGUUAAGGCAAUCACCAAUUUAUCUAAGUAGGGAUCUAAGAAACAAACAAACUCAAGAGCAAAUAAUGGUUGAGUUAGCUGAAUCUUUAGCAAGUGUUCUUGGCUCUCAAGCAAUACAAAAACCAGGUACGAAUCCGGAUGAAGUUUUGUUAAAAGAGAUCAUUAAACACAUAGAGCGUUUCCCCUUAGAACCUGAAUUUAAAUCUAAGGAAUACAUUAGGAAGUUGGGUAAUCACAUUUUAGACUACUUGAAAAAAAUACAGUUAUUUCAAGAUAUUUCAGCAAGAGAUUCACAAAGAACAAAGUCUUCUUUCAUGUCUUCAACUAAUCAAUUAAACGACAUUGUCAAAGAUUGGUGUGAUACAUUGCCGCUUUCAAAUACAGACGGGGCUUUUCGAAUAAAACAAGAUCUUGCUAAUAGAAUAAUAUUAAAAGUAGGAGAAAUGAAUAUGAACCAAGACAUAUUUAAUGACGACUUGUUAUAUGAUGAAAUACUGCGAGAUUUUAUUGAUCAACAGGUACAUGAGUUGAACCUGGAAACGCAUAUUACUGACGCCAGUAAAAAACUUCUCAUUGAUCAAAUUCAACAAGUUAAACAAAAAAUUCAAGACGAUUUUAUUGGCAGAAAAUACAAGCAACAACUUCGCGACACUAUAUCGAAUGUUUUGCCUUCAAUAGCAUGCCCGAUGGCAGAGGACCUGGCAUCGUUUGAGUUAAUGAAAGAGAAUCUUGCGGAUGCUUUUAUCAACCUAAAUUAUUCGGUCGAAGAUGACACAGUUAGGGCUAAAUUUAAACGCAGAAUAAUGGAUGAAGUCAACAAAUAUGCUAAUGACUAUUUGAAACGUUGUCCAGCAACUCCCGUUAGUACAAGAAAGCUUAACGAAGACUUGUAUAAUGCUUUAAAAAAUGUACCAGUACCCGGUGAUGAAUCAAUGCGAACUGAAGUAGAGUCUGUGCGAAUGAAAGACGUUAUAAAUGAUUGGCUUAAAACAGUGCCUAUGAGUAAACAAUCUAUAUCGGAACAAUUACAUACGAAUAAAGUAGUAACAUUAAUGGCGCAAAAACUGCAAGAAUUAGAGAACGAGUUUCAUCCCAAUUUUGAAGAAAUCGCCAUAGCAGAGAUUGCCUCAUACCUAAAGAAGCUUCCUUUAAAGAAUAAAAACAAUCUACGAGAGAUGGCUAAGAAAGUUGUCGACAAGAUAAAAAAUACUGCUGAAUCAAGAGCAUUUGUUGAAGGAACGAGAUCUAAACUUACUGAUGACUGUUUAUGUGAAGAUUUUCCAUUGCCAUGCAUUCCAAGGCGAACUAGCUAUCUUUCCUGUGCAUCUUUUAUCCCUCCUUGUGGAUUAAGUAAAGAAGACCAGGAAAUAAUGCAACGAAUAAGAGAGCGGGCAGUGCUUUGUGAAGCUGGUACACAAUCACGACGAUGUAGAGAUGCUGCUGUGAAUCCAGCGCCUUUGGAUCACGAGAGUCAAACAGACAUGCCUUGUAACAAUAAAUGUUGCCAACAUGCAGGGAAGCCUGAACAUGAGUGCUCUAAAUCCGCUACACUAAAAACCAAACGAAUACCAAUCGGCACUCGUCCUUGCCCAUCCACUGAAGGUCAGGCAGACUCAUCCCCAUACGUCCUAGUGAAAGAAUAUUAUUGGGAUUCGAACUUAGGAAACAAGGUAGAAUUCGCAACCCAAACUCCCGCUGAAGAAUCUGGCAGAAUAUGUAUACCUUCAUCAUGUUUAAACACUGAGCGCUUAUGUCGCCCCCGGUCCUCACUAACAUCACGAAGAAUUCCUGUUAAACCGCGCUCACGGCCAGAAGCUUCUACCUGUCAAAGGCCGACACCAAGAAGACAAUUCACUAGCGCAUGCCCAAACGAGUUCUUCAACCGUCCGAAACACUGUUCCAGAUCUCCUCUCGUACCAGACAGGGAUUAUUUAAGAAGUAGUUACAGAUGUGUUGGACCAAGUUGUGGUCGAUUGAAGUCGCCUUGCUUGUCUUGUAAGAGAGAUCCCACGAAAAUCUGUGAUAAAUGCUUCCCAAUGCAUGUGUGUCCACAUCCUACGUGUCUUUAUUUUAAAUGACCGGUAUUUUAGUCUUGUUUUGUUUAUGUUACGUGCGAUAUUGUUAAUGUCAAGUGUUAUUUUCUAUUUGUUUAAUCAAAUUAUUUUUUUUUUAAU